AUGUCUCGCUACCAGAACUCACCAGCUGUUACUGCUGCUAACACUGCUAUGGCGGUGAACAACUUGACCAACGGGGGCUAUCCAGCAAUGAACGCAAACGCGCCAUAUAACGGCACACCUUCUAACAGAUCUAGCUCGAACAUGACCAGUCGUGACGAUUCUACCAUUGUGGGAUUACACUACAAGAUUGGGAAAAAGAUCGGUGAAGGUUCUUUUGGUGUGCUGUUUGAAGGUACCAACAUGAUAAAUGGCAUGCCAGUUGCGAUCAAAUUCGAGCCAAGGAAAACCGAGGCACCUCAACUGAAGGAUGAAUACAGGACAUACAAGAUCAUGGCAGGAACGCCAAAUGUCCCACAAGCAUACUAUUUCGGUCAAGAAGGAUUACAUAACAUCCUGGUUAUCGACCUUUUGGGUCCUUCACUUGAGGAUCUUUUUGACUGGUGUGGAAGGAAGUUUUCAGUCAAGACAGUUGUACAAGUUGCUGUCCAAAUGAUUACUUUGAUAGAAGACCUGCACGCGCAUGACUUAAUUUAUAGAGAUAUCAAACCUGACAAUUUCUUGAUAGGAAGACCUGGACAACCGGAUGAGAAUAAAAUCCACUUGAUCGAUUUCGGUAUGGCUAAGCAAUACAGAGAUCCAAAAACUAAACAACACAUCCCCUACAGAGAAAGGAAGUCCUUAAGUGGUACGGCUAGAUACAUGUCUAUCAACACACAUUUGGGUAGGGAGCAAUCCAGAAGGGAUGAUAUGGAAGCCUUAGGCCAUGUCUUCUUUUAUUUCCUAAGAGGACAAUUGCCUUGGCAAGGUCUGAAGGCUCCUAACAACAAGCAAAAGUACGAAAAGAUUGGUGAGAAAAAGAGAACCACUAACGUAUACGAUUUAUCGAAUGGGUACCCAGUGCAAUUUGGUAGAUACUUGGAAAUUGUGAGGAGUUUAUCUUUCGAGGAAACUCCUGAUUACCAAGGAUACAGAAAGUUACUAUUGUCAGUGCUUGACGAUAUGAACGACUCUGCUGAUGGUACCUACGACUGGAUGAAAUUGAAUGGCGGACGUGGUUGGGACUUAACGAUAAACAAGAAGCCAAACCUACACGGAUACGGCCACCCAAAUCCACCAAAUGAUAAGAGGAGACAUAAAAAUAAGAUGACCAAUCCUUUACAGCAACUUGCCGGUCAACAACAAGGACAAUACCCUGACCAAACCCACCAUAAUCAAAUACAAUCCCAUCAAGCUGGUAUUGGUGGAAACGCUGACAAUGCUAACCAGAUGCAAAACAAGAGAAACCUAGACCCCACAUCGUACGAGGCCUAUCAACAGCAGCUGCAACACAAAUACAACCAACAAACCCAAAGGCAACAGCGUCAACAGCCACCAGCUAUGCAAGGACAACGUGUUCAGGACAAUGGGGGACUACGGAAUUAUAACAAUGCACAGGCCCAAGAUCUCCAAGGAAACAGAUAUAGACAGCAACAAGAACCUAUGGUACAACCACCUAACAACCCUGCGCAAGCUACUCCAAACAACCGUCAACAAUUCCAACAGCAUACCGAACAGGUUGAACAAGAUUACACCACUACCAGCUCCGAGAAGGGUUUCUUUCAGAAACUGGGCUGCUGUUAG
Molecule: messenger RNA, 1620 nt
Organism: Nakaseomyces glabratus
Lineage: Eukaryota; Fungi; Ascomycota; Saccharomycetes; Saccharomycetales; Saccharomycetaceae
Gene: YCK1
Product: serine/threonine protein kinase YCK1
Biological process (GO): peptidyl-serine phosphorylation; signal transduction; endocytosis
Cellular component (GO): cytoplasm; nucleus
Molecular function (GO): ATP binding; protein serine/threonine kinase activity
Source: RefSeq, a predicted model, not a curated record